Pipistrellus kuhlii (Kuhl's pipistrelle) is the source of this 2420-nucleotide messenger RNA. RefSeq names its product translin associated factor X (gene TSNAX). Gene Ontology annotation, molecular function: sequence-specific DNA binding; RNA binding; RNA endonuclease activity. The record is from RefSeq and is a predicted model, not a curated record. The transcript has 6 exons. Lineage: Eukaryota; Metazoa; Chordata; Mammalia; Chiroptera; Vespertilionidae. Gene Ontology annotation, cellular component: cytoplasm; nucleus. Bases 257 to 1171 code for a protein of 304 amino acids.
GAGUCGCUUCUGUCGUCGGGCACGGCGGAGGGCACGCGGAGGCGAGGUCCUCCGGGACGGGGCACGCGCGGCGGAGCUAGUGGCCGGGCGACUUGCACGCAGGCCGGAAGUGUGCGUGCGAGGGAGAAGGCGGGAUUUGAGUGUCUGCGGCCGCGCGCUUCCGGCUCGCGCGUGGCGACGUCAAAGGACCCCCGGCAGGCUCUCCCACUGCCGCCUCGCGCGCUCUCCCCGGGUCCGAGAGGGACCCCGUGACGACAUGAGCAACAAAGAAGGUGGCGUCUUGCGCAUCCCUGGGCGUUAUUUACCCCAAGGGGGACACGGAGGCUUCAGGAAGAGGAAGCACGACACUUUCCCCCACAGCCAGCGGAGGGACGGGAAGGACGUGAACUCGUCGUCACCCGUGAUGGUGGCCUUCAAAGCAUUUCAGCAGGAACUUGAUGCCAGACAUGACAAAUACGAGAGACUUGUGAAGCUGAGCCGGGAUAUCACCGUGGAGAGUAAAAGGAUAAUCUUUCUGCUCCAUAGGAUUACAAGUGCCCCUGACAUGGAGGAGGUACUGGCGGAGUCAGAAGUGAAGCUGGACGCGGUCAGACAGAAGAUCCUGCAGGUGGCCCGGGAGCUGCUGGGGGAGGAGAUGCAUCAGUUCCACAGAGCCAUCACGGCGGGACUACAGGAAUAUGUGGAGGCCGUCUCUUUUCAGCACUUCAUCAAAACACGAUCACUUAUCAGUAUGGAUGAAAUUAAUAAGCAGUUGGUAUUUACACCCGAAGAGAAUGGGAAAGAAAAUCAGACUCCCUCUCCCGACGCUCAGGAUAAAGAGCCGGGUCCCUGGAGGCUGAGGAUCACGCCCGUGGACUACCUCCUAGGCGUGGCGGACCUGACGGGCGAGCUGAUGCGCAUGUGCAUCAACAGCGUGGGCAACGGCGACAUCGACACGCCCUUCGAGGUGAGCCAGUUCCUGCGCCAGGUGUACGACGGCUUCUCGUUCAUCGGCAACACCGGCCCCUACGAGGUGUCCAAGAAGCUCUACACCCUGAAGCAGAGCCUGGCCAAGGUGGAGAACGCCUGCUACGCCCUCCGAGUGCGCGGCUCAGAGAUCCCCAAGCACAUGCUGGCCGACGUGUUCUCUGCGAAGACGGAGAUGAUGGAUCAGGAGGAGGGCAUUUCUUAGAACAGCGUCUCCCGAGAGAGACCAGCUUGGCAGACUGUAGCACUUGGCGUUGUGUUUGACUUUAUCGUGGCUUUUACCUAGAUUUUCAGUUUCCCUUUUCGGAAUUACAAACAAGCUGUACAUAACAUCAUCAAAAGGAAUCCUUUUCUAUGUCUUACUCAUGGAAGCUUGCGUACAAAUGUUUGCCUGGAGGCCGCUGAAUUUUUGCGGGCUGAAUUCCAUCCCUGUUCUCUGUCACGUGAAUGUGUCUGAGUGCACUUUCUGCACCGUUUCGCUUCACGAGGUGUGGGUUCUGAGUGCUAGUAGUUAGUGGAAUCUAAUCAUACUUAAGGCGACGUGAUACAUAGAGAAGACUUUCUAGUUAGAUACCCGGACUUGAGGUUUUUGUUUAAAUUUCUUGGUGGUAGUGUGCCAAGCCUCCAAAAUAGGCUUAUUCCGUAGAACAGAAUGAAAAUGACUAAGUUAUCAAUAUACUUGAUAAUUUUCUGUGGCAUCCUGGUAAGAAUUCACAGCAUGUUCUGGCUGAGUUAGGCCACUUUGUAUCCAUACGAUGGAAUCGCCUUCCAGAAAAAUCGACAGGUACCCAGAUGUUAGUUUCUACAUUUAACUUUUCGUGCUUUUAUCACAGAAAAUCUGAUAGAGGAUUGGAAUUCAUACUGUAAUAUUUUUACUGGUGUUUGAGUUGAGUUAUAUACUUGUACAUACAACUGUACAGCUUUUAGUAGUGAUCAGUUAGCAGUGUUUAUGUUUUUGUUUGUUUGUUUUUUUUUGUCAAUUAUAUUGAAUUAGGCGUGUUUGGAGACUUCCCUAUUCUGGCAUCUAUAAGACAUUCUAUUUAAGUGAUUAUAAUGAAAUUUUGACAUUUUUGAAAUACUAAGUUAACCCAAACCUUUAUAGUUGUCUAGUUGUCGAGUUGUGUUAAUCGAUAGUAUAAAAAGUUGCCAAAGAAAACUUAUCCUGUACAAUUCAGCAAUAAGACAAUUGUCAGCACGUUGGGAACCACGGCAGUAGUUUCCGGUUCCAUGUAGGGUUGGCAUUUGCCUACAGGAAUUAGCUGUAGUUGUCCCCUGUGUUGUGAAACCGACCGGAGCAUGACGCUGUUGGCCGGCAACCAGACGCUUCCACUGGGUUUUGUACGUUUUGAAAAUCUAGCAACUGGAUGUUAUUUUUUGAAAGAUUAACGGCUCUGUUUGUAAGGGCUGAUUCUUUGAAAGUGUAAUUUCCUUCCAACAAAUGACCUAGAGGAAAA